GUUCACAAUCCCACAAUCCCACACUCCCAUCACCACUUCACACACCGUACUUCUCGGUCCCCGUAAAAAAAGCAUCACCAACCAUCCCAUCACAAAAAUAUCCGCACUCCUCACCUCCCACCCCAUACAUCCCAAGAUGUUACUCCCACGCCUCCAGCCCCCAUUGCGAGGCGCCAUAACCUGCAUCUCGCGGACAUCGUCCGCAUCGGCCGCAGAAACACAUCUUUGCGAAGCUCUCGCGCAUCUCUCGUUCAGGAAAUCUUCUUCUCCACUUGCCCCUCUCAUCGCCGUUCGUCAUGCCUCGCACGCCGCGCAAGGAGCCGUGAACAAAGCGAAAGACGGCCCGGGCAAACGACUGGGUGCUAAGAAAUCUGGUGAACAAUAUGUCAUUCCCGGCAACAUCAUAUUCCGACAACGCGGAACCCACUGGUUCCCCGGUGAGAACUGCGCCAUGGGUCGCGAUCACACUAUCUACGCCACCCAACCGGGUUUCGUGAAAUACUACAAAGAUCCCGAGAGACAUCCCAAACGCCAAUACAUCGGUGUGGUAUUCAAGCGCGAACAAGUUCUCCCUUUGCCACGGAAUACGAUUAGGAGACGUAGAUUAGGAAUGGAGGUUGCGAAGAUUGAGGAGCCGGAGGUGGAGCAAGCGGUAGAGGUGGAGGUUAGUUUGGAGGGGGCAGAGAAGGAGGGCAAGAAGGAGAAGAAGAAGAAGGAGAGGAAGGGAGAGGAGGGUAGAAAUUUGCAGCUAAGACCGGGAUAUAUGUAUCGGGAAGCUAAUUGGGAGAUUGGAAGAGCGGCCGAGAGAGCAAAGGUUAAGGUCAGGUUGUAUAAGCCGGGAGAUAGAUGGACGGCUUGGAGGAAGGCAAAUGCGAGGAAGACGAAGAAUGCGGAGAAGAGGGGAUUGUCGAGUAGGAAGAAGAAAUAGAUGAGAGAUGGAAAGGGAAAUGAAAAUUGCGAGGUGGAGGAAAGGGGAAGGAGAAGGGGUGUAUGAUUAUCUAUUCAUCUGGUCUUGUUAUGGGAACAUGAAUGAAAGGGCCUGGAUUAGGGGCGGCCCCAGUGGCAAUAUUGAGGAAAUCCAACAAAAAAUGGAUGUGUAACUAGGCGAUAUCCUAACAAAUUUUUAUUUUACCGCAAGUGAACUUGUGGUAGUGAACACGAUUGACAUGUUCAUGACACAGAUACUUCGCAUCAGACGCUCUAUUUGCAUUCUUCGACGUUUGUGUAAUUCCUCAACAGAACCUUCA
This is a messenger RNA of Botrytis cinerea B05.10, 1247 nucleotides long. It is a transcript of the gene Bcmrp7, whose product is annotated as Bcmrp7. The transcript has 2 exons. Gene Ontology annotation, cellular component: ribosome; mitochondrial large ribosomal subunit. Bases 137 to 928 code for a protein of 263 amino acids. The record is from RefSeq and is a predicted model, not a curated record. Gene Ontology annotation, molecular function: structural constituent of ribosome. Gene Ontology annotation, biological process: translation. NCBI's taxonomy places the organism in Eukaryota, Fungi, Ascomycota, Leotiomycetes, Helotiales, Sclerotiniaceae.